GUUGGUAGAUGUUCGUCAGCUGACGACGAUGCCGCGAGGAUGUCUCGUGGCCAUCGGUGAACGACGACGACGACGACGCGGACGACGAGGAGCGUAGGUGUCCGUCCGGUUCGGUACCGGGGUUGGAGGGUUGCGAUCGGAAUUCGAGGAUGUUCGGAGCGGAACGCUCGUCGAAGGGCAAUUUCCUGCAACAGAAGAAGGCAGCGCGGGAGGACCGGGCCCACGAGAAGCGCAGGGAGGCCGCGGCCACCCUGAUCCAGGCCCAUGUCAGGACCUGGCUGACCCGUGUCCGCUUCACCAAGCGGAUACUCGAAGAGUUCGACAACAAUUUUCUCGAUGACACCGGCGGCACCGAGACCGCGAUAGAAUUGAAGCCUGCUCUGGAUGUGUACAGAAUUAUCUCUAGAUUUUUGUUAAUAUAUAAAAGAGAAAGGGAUCAAGAGAGAAUAGAGAGAGUGUGUAGAUACCUUGUGCUCACUCUCGACUCGGAGUCACCGAAAAUAUCCUACGUUGGAGUUGCACUCAACAAAGAUCACUACAUAUCAUGGAUAUCGCAGAUGAAGACGGUCCUGCAUCACUGCCUCUGCGGCCUGGAGAACCUCAAGCCGGAGAGGGUGUCGGACCACAAGUCGAUAUUGCUUCGCCUUCACACUCUGGUGAGCUUCACGUCACCAGGCACAUGGGCUAUCCAGAGGGUGAAGGGCAUGGAUAAACUGAAGGCUGGCAUGAACCAGCUAUGUGCGAACAUCAUGGGCCAUUUGGUUAACAACGGGUUUUAUGCCACCAUGCAGGCUCUGUUAGUGAGGGGAUUGGGUAGAGCGAAGAUCGCUUUGAAACCGGUCACGCUUUCAGCAGCUGUUACCUUGACGCUGAGACCGCUCAUGUCUUCACAGAUGUCAGACAAGCUGGUGUCCUUAUUCCUAAUUAACAUCUUCAGCGUGCCGGCGCUGGUUUAUCACUUGAACAUUCUGUCACCGGAGUGCAUUUCAUCUUUCAUCGCGAACAAUCUAUUCGCGAGGAGUCUGGAGCUGCUAAAUUCCGAGCAGAACUUGAGGAUUGUCUUCAACGCUCUAGAGGGAAGUUACGCGCUCUGCUUGCUCGCAAAUCUAAUACAGCUGGCGAAUAUCGAGAGGGAAGAAGUGCUGAGGGAGCUCUAUUUUCCUUCUUUUACGUUCGUGGUGACGAAGAUGCUGGAAGCGUGUCAACAAUACGUGGUGGCCAAACAGAGCAAUUUAACGCAUUGGCAUCCUGUGCUGGGUUGGUUCGCGCAAACCAUCGACACGUCCUUGCAAGAGGCUAUUCCUUCGGUAAAAUUGCAAUUAGCCUGUCUAUGGACCGGCACUAUCGUCUCACAACUGAUCGAGCAGCCACUGACCGAACUCGUGGAAAAAGAAGUGCCACCCACGGUGGAGCAACAGAGUACCUCGGUGGGCGCCAAUAUCUUCCGACGAGCGUUUUUGGAGGCGCGUACAAAUAGGAACAACAGCACCAAAAACUAUAGGAAGCUGGGCAGCCCCGAAACCACCAAGAUAGCCUUGAUCUGUUCGCUGUAUCAAACGGCGUUACACACCCUCACGCAGAUGAAGGUGGAGAUACUGACUGGUCUGUGCUACCAGGACAAGAUUCUGUACCACAUGUGGUUGUUUCUGUGCACCCUGGGACCACAUUGCGGCCUGAAGGCGUUCUUGGAUCUCUUGGCGGCCAAUACUAAGUGCACGGCGCCCGAGUUCCAGAUGUUGAUACUGUUCUCCGAUUGUAUGACGCAUUAUGUGACUAUUCUAGACGAUAUGGAAAUGUACGAGCAGCAGGACCCCUUUAAGCUCACAGAUUUCGUCACCAUAUCGUGCUUCCUAAACCAGUUUUUAUACAAAGCAGUUCUCACUAAUUUAUUCGACGUGAAGUCGGUGUCCAGCAAUCCUCUGUUCAUCUCGCUUCACACUCUCCUCAUGGCCAUCUACCGGCGAGAUUGCCGUCGCACGUUCUGUCCGGAAGGCCAUUGGCUGGCUAAGGAGGUGCGAGUGUCCGGUUUCCUCGCCGAUCUGGAAAAGGGUCGACGUGGCGCGGCGCUCUUACUCUCCAAGAUGCCCCACGUGAUACCUCAUUCCGAGCGAGUCGUGUUGUUUCGCAAGCACAUAGCCGACGAGAAGGCGGUGAUGGGCUUGACUGAGAGCGCCUGCAACAGUCCGCCGACUACUCUCAUCGUGGUGCACAGGACACGAAUAGUCGAGGACGGAUACAGGCAGCUGGCUAUGCUGCCGUCACAGGCGCUCAAGGGUGUAAUUAGGGUACGCUUCGUGAACGAGCAGGGCUUGGCCGAAGCCGGUAUCGAUCAGGACGGGGUCUUCAAGGAAUUUUUGGAGGAGACAAUAAAGCGGGUGUUUGACCCAUCCCUAAAUCUGUUCAAAGCCACCAGCGAGAACCGACUCUACCCGUCUCCCACGUCUUUCAUGCAGGACAAUCACUUGCAACUGUUCGAAUUCGUCGGGCGGAUGCUCGGCAAAGCAGUUUACGAGGGAAUCGUCGUGGAUGUGCCUUUCGCAUCGUUCUUCGUCUCCCAAUUUUCCGGGCAGGCGGGCGGUGCGCUGUACAGCUGGCUCGACGAGCUCGCGUCUCUGGACCGCGACCUGUAUCGCAGUCUAACCCUGGUGAAGCAUUACAAAGGUGACGUGAGGCAGCUCGAGCUGACGUUCUCGCUGGAUGAGGACGUGCUCGGCAAGCUGAUCACGCACGAGCUGAUCCCCGGCGGACGAACUACAGCGGUCACUAAUCAAAACAAGAUCCAUUACAUUCAUCAUAUGGCACACUACAGGAUGCAUCAUCAGAUCAAGGAGCAAACGACGGCCUUCAUCAAAGGAUUUCGCUCGAUCAUCAAUCCCGACUGGCUAUCGUUAUUCUCCACGCCCGAGUUACAGAGACUGAUCUCGGGUGACAACGUUCCCUUGGACUUGCGAGAUCUACGAAGGCACACACAAUAUUACGGUGGCUUCCACGACAGUCAUCGAGUAGUGUGUUGGUUGUGGGACAUCUUGGAGAAGGACUUUACGGAAGAGGAGAGAGGUUUGUUCCUGAAGUUCGUGACAAGUUGCUCGAAGUCACCGUUGCUGGGUUUCGCUCACCUGGAACCACCUUUCUCCAUACGAUGCGUGGAGGUUUGUGACGACGAGGAUACUGGCGAUACCAUCGGUAGUGUAAUUAGAGGUUUCUUCACGAUUCGCAAAAAAGACCCGCAGAACCGACUGCCCACUUCGUCCACGUGCUUCAACCUACUUAAGCUGCCCAAUUAUCAAAAGAAGAGCACGCUACGGGAGAAGUUACGCUACGCCGUCACCAGCAACACCGGCUUCGAGCUCUCGUAGAUCUCUCGGCCGCGCGAUUCUUUCGCAGAGUCGAAAAGCCGAUAAACGCAUUUUCGCACGAAUUUUACCCGCGUGUUACCACGAUCGUUCUCGCGGCACGAUGAUGACGUUCGAAACGAAACGAGAGACAAGUGUAAGUUUCAUUGACACGUACUGUGGAGCCGAUUCUUGAAGCCGACGACGAUUCGUAGCGAGUGAUCGAACGGUGCCUAAGCUGCCCUUACACCGACGUAGCGUGAUCCUAAUCGAACUAUCUGUACGUCGAUCUUCGGGAGACGCGGAGUGGCCUGAGAGAGAAGACUCGAUUCUUCUCAGACACGUCGUACACGGGCGACUUCAGCGACUUUGUCCGAAGACGAAUAUGGAUUGUAUCGCAAGGAGGAUUAUGUACAACAUAAGAAUACAUGUUAAUAAAGUUCGUGGGGGAGAGAGAGAGAAAGAGAGACAUAAUUGUUAGGUAUGUGCGUACACGUGUAUAUUUAAAUGAGUUUCUUCGUACGGCGAGAGCUACGUAUUUUAAGAUGAAUUCUGAAUAUGCGAAAUUUGUGCCGAUGGUCUUCAAUACACACGCACGCACGCGCACACACACACACACACACACACAUACACGAGCAUUCAUAUACGAACGAUGUAAAAUACACCGUACCUCAUGAGCUUAAUACCGCUAAUGAUAAUCGUGCGCUUGUUAGUGAAUAGAGAGAGUCGUUGUGGUCGAGAGAACAUCCCCCGAGCGGGGGGAUGUUCUCUCGUGCGGGCCAGGCGACAGUGCGCGCGCGAAACGCACUCGCGACGACGAGUGUCCGCGAGCAAUCAAAAAGACCCGUGAAUUUCUAAGAGUUUCUCCCGUUAGAGGAAGAGGAGCGAAAGAGAACGGCAGCAGCGACAACCAUGCGGUGGUAGGAAUCGCGUUCUAUUUUAAAAGCGACUGCUAUUUUCUCAGGAUUUUUCUACGGACUUUUGGCGACCGCGGCGUGUCGAAUCGACGAUGCCGGCACAAUUUAAGAAUGCGAUUCCCACUGGCACUCGCGGACGAGGAAUCCCGCGGAUCAAGAGAGAGGGGGGGAAACUCGGAGAUUUACAAUCUCAUCGCAAUGUAGAGUCGACGAGAGUCUUACCGAACUCUGAUCCGUGUCGCGGAUUCGCGUGCGUUGCGCGAGUUAAGGGGGAGAAAACUGAGAGGGCACAAGGAUUAUGUCAUCCUGCGGAUGGCGAAGUCUAGGUUAAUUGCCGUUUAUUAUCCCUCUUGCUUUCGAAAAGACGUUCACAUAUGCCCAUUAACAUAGGCUUCGCAAUGAACGCAAGGGACGAUUGACCGGGAGGAGAUUCGACGAGGAGACCAAAGAUAAAGGGAUUACUGCGGCGCCGACGAACGAUUCGAGAUGUAAUCUUCCGCAUAUUUUCCUACGUGAUCGUGCGCGCGUGUUAGGCCCGUGUACCUGCGCACACGCGAUCGCAAUCGCAACUGUGUGAGGAGAGGAAUAUACGAGAGAAAGAGAGAAAUACGCUAAUUUCAUACGACGAUGAGAAUUCGUCACAAUCGUGUAAAUAUAUACACACGUCGCAAA
This is a messenger RNA of Dinoponera quadriceps, 4921 nucleotides long. Its product is annotated as ubiquitin-protein ligase E3B. The transcript has 16 exons. Lineage: Eukaryota; Metazoa; Arthropoda; Insecta; Hymenoptera; Formicidae. The record is from RefSeq and is a predicted model, not a curated record. Gene Ontology annotation, molecular function: protein binding; ubiquitin protein ligase activity. Gene Ontology annotation, biological process: ubiquitin-dependent protein catabolic process; protein polyubiquitination. Bases 150 to 3356 code for a protein of 1068 amino acids.